AUGACGGUAGCAUCGCUGGCGCUAUCGGCGCAGCCGCCGCAGCCAGCUGAUCAUUUGGUGCCGCCACCAGCACCACCCGGAUCACCAGCAGUAUCAGUACCGCUACCCGUUGCGCAGCGUCUCACACAUGCGGGCUACCCGGCUCUGGCGACGUCUCCGGCUGCGGCACAAGAUGGUGGCGGUGGUGGUUUCAUGACACGCGUGGCACGUUGGUUUGGCCUGGGAGGUGCAACUGCAGCUGCAUCCUUGCCCCGGGAUCAGCAACUGAGCGCCAGUUCGUUGAACUAUGCGUAUCCUAAGCCGGCGCAGCACUUUGAUGCCGCUGGCAAACCGUGCGGCCUGUGCAACAAAUAUCCCUGGGUACCCAUGCUGGGUCAGCAGCAGCAACAACAACAGUUGCCACAUCAGCAGCAACAUAUUUUAACCUGGCAACAGCCUUUGGGGCAGGCGUCUCAGCAUCGACAGCGUGCUGUGCAGUUCCAUGCACCGCCACAGAGCAUCUUUGUGCCCAUCUCGGCGCCGGUGCCGGGACUCAGUCAUGUGGCGAUGCCACCACUCUAUAGGGCACAACCAUUUCGACCGCUCGCAGAGAAUGUUGGCGCCCUUUCGGAGCUGCGACCGGUGCCCGUUGUGCCAACAGCAACAUCAAAUGCACCACAAUCCGCUCGACCAUUUAAGCCAGCUGAAAGCAGCAGCAGCAGCAGCAGCAGCAGCAGCAGCUUUGAGAUUGUGCAGAGCCAUCAGUUGACGGAUUUUGUUACGUCCGUAGAAUAUCCGGCUACGUAUGUGCAGUCGCAUGCCAUUGAUCUCGGCCAGACAUCGGUGGCAACAUCGCUGCCCACAAAUCAUCAUUCCCAACAGCAGCUGCAGCUGCAGCAGCAGCAGCCAUCGGAACCAGUGCCUCCGCUGGACAUUAGCACGGUGCGCUAUCAACUGGAGGAUUUGAGCGGUGGUUCAGUGCAUCAGCAUUUGCCUGCCUCGCAGCUCCUCACCGAACUGGGUCACCUGGAGGCACAGACUACAGUGAUACCGCCGGCAGAUAACUAUCCCGCGGCAUCCUCGCAGCAGCAACAACAGCACGAACAGGAUCAGGAGCAGGAGCACCAGCACUUGUACUAUGCGGAACAGUAUCAGGAGCUGUCCAGUGAAACUAGCACAGUGACGCCGCUGUACGAUCAGCUAAUCUACACCACGGAGCAACCGACGCCAGCCGCCGCCGUUGAGCUGAACAAUCAUUUGAUGGUCUCCACCCAUACGCGAGAUGGUCGGCAACGGGACACACCCAAACGUCUGCUCGAUUCGCCCAUCAAUCACGCGCAGAGCGGCGCACGUCCAUUUACCCGAGAUCCCUCCGAUCUCCACAUCCGUCCGGUGCAGCCGACGCGUGAGCCAACGCCAACAUCGACCUACGGUGCCAUUGAUGCCAGUGGACAAUAUGCUGGCAUGUCGCCACCAGGACCUCAGCAGGUGAUCAUACCAUAUACGACGAAACAGAAGCCGCGACCCUUCGAGCCAGCCAAAUGGACACAAAUGCCCAAUUGGCGCUUGCAUGCCACCCAGCAGCACCAACAGCAGCAUCAGCAGCAGCAUCAGCAGGACAACGAUGUGGAGCUACACGAGCAGCAAGAGUCAAAGGUGGUGAGCACGGCGACAGCGGCACCGCCACCAAAUACCCGGCGCACCACCAAAUAUUUAACUAAAAUACUCGCCUCCAAUCUGCGCGAGCUGCUAAAGCGGGAGCGAGAGACAAAACGGCGUCCCAUGAUGCCAUUCUUUGGUGUGGACAUCUCGAAGCUGCAGCAUAACAUCGAUGGAUGGACGGAGCAGGAGUACAACUCCUUGUCGCAUCGUCCCAGCACACCAACCAUACGUGGCCGUUCCAAGCAUAUACCCAGCGAAUAUCUGACUACAACGACGCCCGCUACACCAACUGCAUCCACUGCAUCCAUGCGACAGUCGAAGACGACGCGUGGCGGCUUCGAGUUGGGCGUCAGCGCUGUCAAUAAUGCCAGCGGUGAUCUCUCCACGUCCAUUAACAAUUUGGAACAACUUCAUCUGAAGCACUACCAACCUGUCGAUGACAAUCGACUGCUGUUGCUCGACUACUACGAUUCGCAGCAUCGUCACAGCACAACACCGAUGCCCACAACGACAACCACAACCAUGACACAGCCCACAACGACAAUGACAACGAUGCCGCCAGUGACGCCGCUUUAUGUCCGCACAACAAUCCCAACGCCGACGCCCAUUGAGGUGUGGAAACAGGCAAAGGUGGCCAUACUGCCCCAAACCAAUGAGAAGGUAUAUGUCGUCACUCCACAACCACGCCAUCAACAUCAGCUGCAGCAUCAGCAUGGCGAACUAUCCGCAUCAGCAUCGGUGCCGGCGCCAGUUUAUCAAACGCCUGCACCCAGAUUUCCACGAGUGCGACCAACGCCAGCCUCGGCGACAGCAACUAGUGAACUAGUGACGGCUGCCACGCCCACUCCGGCAACGGAACAGCUGCGCCACUAUACGCCGGACAUAUUUGGUCUGAUGGGUCUCUCGGCUUUUGUGCCUGCCGAGCCUGUGGAAAUCAUUGAUGGCAAUUCCAAAGUAAAUCGCAACGCAGCCACAACCGGUCGCAUCGAUAUGUAA
Messenger RNA from Drosophila grimshawi, 2637 nucleotides. RefSeq lists its product as uncharacterized. The coding region runs from base 1 to 2637 and encodes 878 amino acids. The record is from RefSeq and is a predicted model, not a curated record. The transcript is spliced from 2 exons. Lineage: Eukaryota; Metazoa; Arthropoda; Insecta; Diptera; Drosophilidae.